This is a messenger RNA of Lonchura striata (white-rumped munia), 1371 nucleotides long. RefSeq names its product serine dehydratase like (gene SDSL). Gene Ontology annotation, biological process: L-threonine catabolic process; L-serine catabolic process. Gene Ontology annotation, molecular function: pyridoxal phosphate binding; threonine deaminase activity; L-serine ammonia-lyase activity. The record is from RefSeq and is a predicted model, not a curated record. Lineage: Eukaryota; Metazoa; Chordata; Aves; Passeriformes; Estrildidae.
CAGCCCCUCAGAGCACAGGCUCGGCGCUGGCCGAGGACACGCCACGAGGUCCCACGGGCCACCAGAGCAUCCGUUGUCAGACCAUGGCAGCCCAGCCAGUCGAGGGCCAGAAGCCCUUCCACAUCGUUUCACCCGUCCUGGAGAGCCUGUCCCUCUCCAAGGCCGUGGGCACCAAGGUCUUCAUGAAGCUGGAGAACGUCCAGCCCUCGGGAUCCUUCAAGAUCCGGGGCAUCGGGCACCUGUGCCAGGAUGCUGCCAAGAAGGGCUGCCGCCACUUCGUGUGCUCCUCAGGAGGGAACGCGGGUCUGGCAGCCGCCUACGCGGCUCGGAAGCUGGGGCUGCCCAUCACCGUGGUGGUCCCCAGCAGCAGCGGCCCCACCCCCGUGCGCAAACUGGAGGAACUGGGGGCGACAGUCGAGGUCUACGGCAAGGUGUGGGACGAUGCCAACAGCAGAGCCCAGGAGCUGGCUAAGACAGAGGGCUGGGUCAGCAUCCCCCCCUUCGAUCACCCCUUGGUGUGGGAGGGUCACGCCAGCCUGGUCCGGGAGCUGAAGGACUCUCUGGAGGCCAAACCAGACGCCAUCGUGGUGGCGGUGGGUGGCGGGGGGCUGCUGGCCGGUGUGGUGGCCGGCCUGCAGCAGGUGGGCUGGCAGGAUGUCCCCAUCAUCGCCGCCGAGACCCUGGGAGCUCACAGCUUCCACGAGGCGCUCAAAGCCGGCCGGCUCGUCACCCUGCCCGACAUCACCAGCGUGGCCACCUGCCUGGGAGCCAAGACGGUGGCGGCGCGGGCGCUGCAGUGCGCCCGGGAGUGCCCGGUGCUCUCGCAGGUGGUGGAGGACGCGGAGGCCGUGCGGGCUGUGGAGCGGUUCCUGGAUGAGGAGCGGAUGCUGGUGGAGCCGGCGUGCGGGGCUCCCCUGGCCGUGCUCUACUCGGGGCGGCUGCGGCGGCUGCAGAGCGAGGGGCGGCUGCGGAGCCCGCUGCGCUCCGUGCUGCUGGUGCUGUGCGGCGGCAGCAACAUCCACACGGCCCAGCUGCGGGCCCUGAAGAGCCGCCUGGGGCUGCCGUGACCCCCGCGCCGGGCACGGCGUGUGGCACGGCCCGCCUGGCACGCUCCGCUUGCUUGCCUUCCCAAAGAACCGAAAUAAAGCCUGGGGACGUGGGGCCGGGCUCCUCACGCAGCCUCUUGCAGGGAUGGGGAAACUGAGGCACGGGGGUCGCACUGCAGGCAGGGUGGUGCCCGUGCCGAGGGCGGGACUGGGGCACAUCCCGCUUUUCCCCUGGGACAUGCCAGGUAUUCUCCUCUGCAACCCUCCUCCCCCCCUCACCUUCCUCCCCUGCUCCUCCCCAGGCUGCUCGGGCUGCAGCUCCCCA